Molecule: messenger RNA, 570 nt
Organism: Paraglomus occultum
Lineage: Eukaryota; Fungi; Glomeromycota; Glomeromycetes; Paraglomerales; Paraglomeraceae
Source: the annotation of a GenBank genome assembly
AUGAGCGACCAAAUCCAAUCCGAGACAGGAAAAACUAAAGUUGAGAUAGAAAGCAUUGAAACACUUCAAGCUAACGUCUCGGAGAAUCCGGCCACUCUUUCGUCUUUAUAUGCUUACCUGGUCGAACUAUCGAAAAAAGUGCCACCGCUUCCUCUUCAAGCUAUCCAACAAAACGCUCUUUAUCCAACUGCAGAAAAUAAUGUUUAUUAUAAUUAUGGGCAUUCAAAUCAGGUUAUAACUAGAGAGGGCUUGAAGCAAAUGGCUAUCAGGAGAUACGAGUCGAGGAUACACUAUUCUAAGAGAUAUCACGACAAUGAAAAUGAGUACAGACACGUAAUCUUACCCCGUGCUAUUGCCGAAUUUCUUCCGUCAAAUAAGCUCCUAACGGAAGAAGAAUGGAGAAGCUACGGCCUUAAACAAUCUAUAGGAUGGGAGCACUAUAUGAUUCAUUCACCGGAACCUCACAUUCUGCUUUUUCGACGAGAAAAGGACUAUCAACUCAAAUAUCCUACUGCAAAGGAAAUCAAUUCUGAAGGUAAGUUGAAUGAACAGGAAGUAUCAGCUGAAUAG